Centruroides sculpturatus (bark scorpion) is the source of this 557-nucleotide messenger RNA. RefSeq lists its product as uncharacterized. NCBI's taxonomy places the organism in Eukaryota, Metazoa, Arthropoda, Arachnida, Scorpiones, Buthidae. The transcript is spliced from 3 exons. The record is from RefSeq and is a predicted model, not a curated record. Bases 7 to 405 code for a protein of 132 amino acids.
UUAGACAUGCUGGCUGAAGAAGUCCAUCAAGUCGCUCCACACGGACAGGAGCCUGCAGAGCUACAACUGUACGUACGUGUACAAAAGGCGGGUCUUUUCCCAGUUGCCGAAGACAUCGGCAAAAUUCCGGCAGUUUCUCGGGGACAUCGUGGCCAUCUAACCGGGCCCGGUCGCCAGGGUCUGCAACUCCAGACGAUCGGUGUGCCCGUGGAUGAACAUCUGCCGCCCGACGAGCCGUAUUUCGAUGUUCCCGUGCACGAGGGCGACAUAGAGGAACGGCAGGGGGAUGACGAUCGCCCAACAACAUCGGGCACCACCACCACCACCACCUUCGUCAUCGACCCCCAGGACCUAGCCCAGGCGGGGACUAGCGGCCUCACCCCAUCCUCUACUACGCAAAAUUAAGAUCAGGCUAGGCGUCGCCAGGUAGCGAGAGGACGUCGCGGGAGACGCAAGAGGAGACGCUGUUGAAGGAACUGAAAGAAACAGAUCCAGUAGUGUUGAUAGCAGCCGAAAUUCUCGUCAACAUGAAAAACAAAAAAUUGUAGAUAAUAGAA